This is a messenger RNA of Gossypium raimondii (Peruvian cotton), 1399 nucleotides long. RefSeq names its product MLO-like protein 1. The transcript is spliced from 11 exons. Bases 149 to 1399 code for a protein of 416 amino acids. Lineage: Eukaryota; Viridiplantae; Streptophyta; Magnoliopsida; Malvales; Malvaceae. The record is from RefSeq and is a predicted model, not a curated record. Gene Ontology annotation, biological process: defense response. Gene Ontology annotation, cellular component: membrane.
UGCAUGUUUAAGAAGGGGGUAGAUAAUUGAAAGUGAAGCAGAAUAAUUGUAUUGGCCUUUGGGUAUCCUUUGUUGGGAACUAAGGACCAAAGCCACAAGAGUGACAUUUUUUAGGUAAAAGGAAGAAGGUUUUUGAGAGAAAACAAAAAUGGCAGAAGGAGGAGGAGAAGGGGCAUCAUUGGAGUACACACCAACAUGGGUUCUAGCAGUUAUUUGUACAGUAAUUAUUGCCAUUUCUUUAGCUAUUGAACGUUUACUUCAUUAUUUAGGGCAUGUUUUACAACAUAAACAACAAAAACCACUCUAUGAAGCUCUUCUAAAAGUUAAAGAAGAGUUGAUGCUGUUGGGGUUUAUAUCAUUGUUGUUGACAGUAUUUCAGAGUGCAAUUUCUAAAAUAUGCAUGUCAAAGAAACUAGUUAAAGACAUGCUUCCUUGUAAAAUUGAAGAAGAAGAAGAAGAAGAAGGAGAUGAUGAUGAUAGUAAUGCUACAACAUCUCAUUUUCAAACCUAUUUUGAUUCUACAAUGUCUGGUGGAACCCGACACCUCCUGGCUAAGGCAUCAUCCAAUUCUUCGGUUAUAGGAUAUUGUGGUGCCAAGGACAAGGUACCAUUGUUGUCGGUCGAAGCUCUUCAUCAUAUGCAUAUUUUUAUCUUUGUCCUGGCCAUUGCCCAUGUCACAUUUUGUGUUCUCACAGUUUCUUUUGGAGGGCUAAAGAUACGGAAAUGGAAACAAUGGGAAGAUGAAAUUAGAAAAGAGGAUGAGGGAGUGUUGGAGAAAAAAGUCACUCAUGUCCAUCAACAUGAUUUUAUCAAAGAUCGCUUCCUAGGUUUUGGUAAAGAUUCAGUUCCUCUAGCAUGGUUGAAUUCGUUUAUCAAGCAAUUCUAUGCAUCUGUUACCAAAUCCGAUUACGAGACACUAAGGCUAGGUUUCAUCAUGACGCAUUGCAGAGGGAAUCCCAAAUUUAAUUUUCACAAAUACAUGAUACGAGCCUUGGAAGAUGAUUUUAAGGAAGUUGUUGGUAUAAGUUGGUAUCUUUGGGGAUUCGUCAUCGUCUUCUUGUUGCUAAAUGUUCAUGGCUGGCAUACAUAUUUUUGGAUAGCUUUCAUUCCUUUCAUUCUCCUACUUGCCGUGGGCACCAAGCUAGAGCAUGUGAUUACCAAGUUGGCUCAUGAGGUUGCUGAGAAACAUGUAGCCGUUGAAGGGGAAUUAGUGGUAAAACCAUCAGAUGAACACUUUUGGUUUGACAAUCCUCGAAUCGUUCUCUACUUGAUCCAUUUUAUCCUUUUCCAAAAUUCAUUCGAGAUUGCAUUUUUCUUUUGGAUUUUGGUUCAAUUUGGGUUCAAUUCUUGCCUAAUGGGUCAAGUAUCUUACAUUUUUCCAAGGCUUCUUAUAGGGUAA